AUGCCGGAAUAUAAGCCUUAUCCAUGGCCCUGGGCCUAUCCGAGCAUCCUUCCGCCAGAACCCAGCAUUGAAGAGCAACAUGCAGCUAGUUUCCGGCUACCUGCAAAAUCAUGGCUUCAUGAAGAUUGGGAAGAAGAUGAGGAUAGUUCAAGCGACUAUUCACCCUCUCAAAACUCUGAAUACUCUGGCACCAGCGACGUUUCUUCAAAUUCUGACAGCGACGAAGAGAUGACUGAUGUUUCUGAGUACAAAGCCGAGUUGGACGCGAUCUUGCGGGCUAACAGGGUGCAUCUGACACCUGGUAACUCGUCCUGGGAGGAGAGGAGGGAGGAUUUGCCGCGAAAAAUUGCGCUUCUUGUCGAGGAGGAGCGCAAGGCGACUGUGGCUUACGAUGCGGACGAGAUUGCCGCAUUGGUCACCAAGUUUUACGAGCUUCUCGUGGAAAUGGGGCACUGGGAGGCGUCGGACGUUCUCUACCCCCCGCAUAUCGACCCGCCCUUGGAUCUGCAGCUGGCCCGGGAGCUGGGUCACAGCGAUUCAGUGCUUGAAAUCAUGCAGAAGCUGCCAUAUGUCCGCAAGAUGGUGGCUCGUCAAGAAAGAAAACUUAUAUUGGCGCGGAGUUAUUUGGCAGACUACACAGACGAGAGCGAUCUGCGUGAGUCUCGUCGCACUCAUAUAUACGCGGCAGACAAUUCGCCUCUGCUCGAUCCUUGGGUCUUGCCUUUGAUAUUUUCUGGUCGCGACGGCUCCAGCGUGAUGCUCGACACGAAGCUGGGUGUUGUCCGCGUGGUUGUCAACGACGGGUUCUACAUGGACGACGACAUUGUCGAGUAUCUGCGGCAUGGCCAUCUCGACCAGAGCAAUAUCGAAAAGGCGCAUGAAGAGAAGUAUCGUCGUGUGCCCACCGUCCCCGCCGCGCACUACUUCAAAGAGCUCAUUUUUGCAUAUCACUCUCUUUCGCGCCUGCCCAUCAUUGAGCCGGACAAAAGCGAUCCCCACUUCAUGCCGCAGCAAUACCAUCAGUCGCUAACCUGGUACUACGAGUCGGAACGCCGCCAGAAAACGGCGCUGUUGGCGCUCUACGGGCAACACGGUUGGCCAGACAGGUGGCACCGCGACGCGUUUCUGGAACAAUGGACGGAGGAAAAGCGCGCAAUUGACACUUGGGCGCGCGGAGAGAUGGAAGGGAGUGGAAACUAG
Messenger RNA from Mycena indigotica, 1200 nucleotides. RefSeq lists its product as uncharacterized. Lineage: Eukaryota; Fungi; Basidiomycota; Agaricomycetes; Agaricales; Mycenaceae. The record is from RefSeq and is a predicted model, not a curated record. Bases 1 to 1200 code for a protein of 399 amino acids. The transcript has a single exon.